CACACAGAGAGAGAGAGAGCGAGAGAGAGAGAGAGAGACAGCUGGCGCGGCUUAGAUUAAUGUGACGCUCGGUAUGUUGCAGCAGCAGCCUAUUGCAGGCAACGGGCCCAACUCAGGCCGGGGGCUCGCGUUGACAGGUCACCCGGGAAUGCACGCCCUGAACUCGGUGCACCCUCCGCCACAACACCGGUCCGAUGGCGACGCGGGCCUCGAGGGAGCAGAAAACGGUCAUGAAAACAGACGAGACAUUGGGGACAUUUUGCAACAAAUCAUGACCAUCACCGACCAAAGUCUAGACGAAGCCCAGGCGAAAAAACAUGCCCUGAACUGUCACCGAAUGAAACCGGCUUUGUUCAGCGUGCUUUGUGAAAUUAAAGAGAAAACCGGUCUGUCCAUGCGAAACACGCAGGAGGAAGAGCCGCCGGACCCGCAGCUAGUCCGACUGGACAACAUGCUCCUGGCCGAGGGCGUGGCCGGCCCGGAGAAAGGAGGCGGGGCUGCCGCGGCCGUCUCUGCGGCGACCAGCUCGGGCGGUAUGUCUCCGGACAGCUCAUUGGAGCACUCGGACUACAAACAGAAGCUGAGCCAGAUUCGCACGAUUUACCACACCGAGCUGGAGAAAUAUGAGCAGGCGUGCAGCGAGUUCACGACUCACGUGAUGAACCUGCUACGUGAACAGUCGCGUACGCGGCCCGUGUCCCCGCGCGAGAUCGAGCGCAUGGUGGCCAUCAUCCACCGCAAGUUCAGCUCUAUCCAGACGCAGCUCAAACAAAGCACGUGCGAGGCCGUCAUGAUCCUCCGCUCCCGUUUCCUGGACGCCAGGCGCAAGAGACGCAACUUCAGCAAGCAGGCCACGGAGGUGCUGAACGAGUACUUCUACUCGCACCUGUCUAACCCUUAUCCUAGCGAGGAGGCCAAAGAGGAGCUCGCCAAACAGUGCGGCAUCACCGUCUCUCAGGUGUCGAACUGGUUUGGCAACAAGAGGAUCCGCUACAAGAAAAACAUCGGCAAGUUCCAGGAAGAGGCCAACCUUUACGCCAUGAAGACGGCCAUGGGGGCGACGCAGCGAGAGGGGUCGCCCCAUACCCCCAACUCCACCGGCUCAGGGUCCUUCUCGCUCUCAGGGUCAGCUGAUCUCUUCCUUGGAGUUCCUCCAGUGAAUGGAGAGCAGCCUGGCUACCACAUGGGGGCUCAGGACUCGCGCUUUUCAGAAAGACUCUAUAGUCCCAGAGAGAGCCGGACUAACGGGACCUGGCAGGAACAGAACACGCCUCCCUCUCCACCUGGAAGCGAGGGCUCUGACGAUUCGGACUGAUGGCCGCCGCUGUUCGAGAGAUGAGGACAAAGGAGAAAACGGAAAGAACGAUGGUCAUUAUUCUGCCAAAGUGCAGUGUGUUUAGUUUAGUUUUUUUUUUUUUUAUUUUGUAUUUUAUUUUUUUUUUUAAAGUAUCUGGAAAGCGUGUGCACAAGAGAGAUGGAGGAAAUGGCUUUUAUUUAGGCUCAUGUACUCGGCCGUUUGUUUUUAUUUUAUGGUUUUUAUUUUAUAUAUAUAUAUAUAUAUAUAUAUAUAUAUAUAUAUAUAUAUAUUUAUAUAUAUAUAUAUAUAUAUAUAAAAUAAUUUUCCAUCACUACUUCCACUACACGUUAUUGCAAUAUUUAGGUUCUGAAGAAGGAAGGGAAGCUGCAUUGUAAGCUGCAUUAAGUCUGCUUUUGUUUAUAACUAUAGUGCUAUUGUUACUGUUAUCACUGCUAUUCUAACCCUAUAUUGUUUCUUUUGAAGCUCAGAUAGAGAACUGAACAUGAAUUGGCAUGGCUGAAAGGGGCAAUAGAGAAUAAUCCAAAGAUCGUUUUGUCUUCUGUUGUUAUUUUGUGUGUGUGUGUGUGUGUGUGUGUGUGUGUUUUCUCUUUUUUACUGUCUUCUGAAUGGGGUGCGUUUGGCGUCUUUAUUUACGGUGUGAAUGCGUAUAUCAACAGUGCUGUCUUUCUCUGUACAGUGAAACACCUGUAUUCUCUACCUCUUUUACAAUAAAGACUGUUUGUGUACACAUUCAGCCACACCGCCA
Messenger RNA from Ictalurus punctatus (channel catfish), 2063 nucleotides. RefSeq names its product pre-B-cell leukemia homeobox 2 (gene pbx2). Gene Ontology annotation, biological process: brain development; animal organ morphogenesis; embryonic organ development. Gene Ontology annotation, cellular component: nucleus. The coding region runs from base 74 to 1315 and encodes 413 amino acids. The record is from RefSeq and is a predicted model, not a curated record. Gene Ontology annotation, molecular function: DNA-binding transcription factor activity, RNA polymerase II-specific; RNA polymerase II cis-regulatory region sequence-specific DNA binding. NCBI's taxonomy places the organism in Eukaryota, Metazoa, Chordata, Actinopteri, Siluriformes, Ictaluridae. The transcript is spliced from 9 exons.